AUGGCCGACGUCAAAGGAGAUGCCGAGGCCUUGGUUCCAAAAUUUAAAUUUGAGCGUAUUCUCAACCAAGACCAAGCUGGCCGGCGCACAUCGCUACAUGGCACCAUUGAAGAGCAGCCGGCGCUGCUGAUCCUCGAGCGCGCCUCGUUCCCGAGCUCGGCCGACUACCUAGGCGCCGUCGCCGGCAGCCUGCGCACGCUCAAGAACCUCGGCGCCAACGACAUCUACCACUGGUACCUGGCCAACAGCGGCAGCAUUAAGCCCGCGGCCACCAGCGAGAAUGAUUCCACCGACGACAGUGACGUCUCCUUUGCCGAUCUCAAGAUCAAUCUGAUCUGGCCCUGCACCGAGAAGCACGUCAAGAAGUACAGCAAGCAGGGCGUGCGCUACGUGACCGAGACGCCCGCCAUCUACCGCGACCACGUGCGCCCGUACAUGCAAGCGCAGCGCGAGGCCGGCCGGCUCAACUGGGCCUUCAACAUCAUCGAGGGCCGAAAGGAAGCCGAGGACGUCAUCUACCGGACGCCGUUCGGGCAGGCCGAGCCAGCCGACGAAGGCUUCCUGCUGCUGCCCGACCUCAACUGGGACCGCAAGACGCUCGACACGCUGCACCUUCUGGGCCUGGUGGAGCGGCGGGACCUGUGGAGCCUGCGCGACCUGCGCAAGAAGCACAUCCCCUGGCUCCGGCACAUCAAGACCAAAUUUAUCGAGGCCACCACGGCCCUCUACCCGACCGUCGAGCCCGACCAGCUCAAGUUGUACUUCCACUACCAGCCCACCUACCACCACCUCCACAUCCACAUCGUGCACGUGGCCCUCGAGGCCGGCGCUACGCAGGCAGUCGGCAAGGCAGUCGGCCUCGACAGCGUCAUCGACCAACUCGAGGUCAUGCAGGGGGACGACGACGCGGGCAUGGACGCUGUUACAUUAUGCUACACUCUGGGUGAGGCGAGUGACCUGUGGGUCGACGUCUUCGAGCCCCUCAAGCUCAAGGUGGCCGCAGAAGCGAUAGCAGAAGAUCAAAAAUGA
Messenger RNA from Lasiosphaeria miniovina, 1029 nucleotides. Its product is annotated as HIT-like domain-containing protein. The coding region runs from base 1 to 1029 and encodes 342 amino acids. NCBI's taxonomy places the organism in Eukaryota, Fungi, Ascomycota, Sordariomycetes, Sordariales, Lasiosphaeriaceae. Gene Ontology annotation, molecular function: hydrolase activity; RNA 7-methylguanosine cap binding. The transcript is spliced from 2 exons. Gene Ontology annotation, cellular component: nucleus; P-body. Gene Ontology annotation, biological process: deadenylation-dependent decapping of nuclear-transcribed mRNA. The record is from RefSeq and is a predicted model, not a curated record.